AUGUGCAUUUCUGAUCUCUUCACGCUCUUACCACCAUUGUUGCGGUUGCCACACACACUCUGCAACUUGCAUCACAAACCUUCCUUUGCGUUUCUACUCUGCAUAGAAGGAAGGGGUUUGAAAGCAACCACAACCACUAAGUCAGCACCAAAAUCUGUCUCCGCCGUGAAGAAAAUGAGCACUGCACCUAGCACCACAAAAGGUGUUGUUGCAGAGCCAAGCCAGUCAGAGAGUAUCGCUGCGAGUUUGAAUGGCUAUGUUGAAGCUUUUCGACCCACAACACCCGGCCAUAGUCCUGGCGUUGGUCAUUCUAUCAACAACUAA
Messenger RNA from Sphenostylis stenocarpa, 324 nucleotides. Lineage: Eukaryota; Viridiplantae; Streptophyta; Magnoliopsida; Fabales; Fabaceae. The record is from the annotation of a GenBank genome assembly.